AUGAGGAGGAGGACGGGGGCCGUGCCUGUAGGUGAGCUGAGGCUGAGCCUCCGCGCCGCCGAAGCCCCCCAACACCAACGCUGCUCCGUCGUCGUCGAGGAGAUCGAAGGGCUCCUCCGUGUUUACAAGGAUGGACACGUCGAGAGGUUCCCGGUCGUCCCCGAGGUCCCAUGCACGUGGUUGCCGGAGCUGGAAGUGAUCUCCGGGGACGUCGUCAUCGACCCUUCAACGCGCGUGUGGGCGCGCCUCUACGCGCCGAUCGCCCCCCCUCGUGGGAAGCUCCCCGCCCUGGUGUACUUCCACGGUGGAGGAUUCUGUGUCGGCUCCGCCGCUUGGAGAUGCUACCACGAGUUUCUAGCCAAGGUCGCCUCCCGCGCGGGCUGCCUGAUCAUGUCGGUCAACUACCGGCUCUCCCCUGAGAACCCCCUUCCGGCCGCCUUCGACGACGGCAUCGCCGCCGUGAAGUGGAUCCGGCAGCAGGCCAUCCACGGCCAGGAACGGAUUCGAUGGUGGUGGAGCCGCUGCGACUUCGCAAGGGUCUUCCUCGGCGGGGACAGCGCAGGGGCAACCAUCACCCACAACGUGUCCUUGCAGAUCGGAUCGAGACUAAGGGGAGUCGUCCUGAUACAACCCUUCUUCGGGGGAGAGGCGAGGACUUCGUCGGAAAGCAUGGCGGUGCCGCCGGGGUCCGCACUCAACCUGGCGGCCUCCGACGCCUACUGGCGCCUAUCGUUGCCACCGGGAGAGAGCCGCGAGCAUCCCUGGUGCAACCCGCUCGCCGGCGGGGCAGCCGCAAGGCUUGCAAGGCUGAUGCUGCCCCCUUACCUAGUGUGCAUAGCGGAGACGGACAUACUCCGCGACAGAGACAUGGACUUCUGUCGGGCGAUGAAGAGGGCCGGGAAUACCGUGGAGGCCGUGAUGCACGCCGGCGUCGGGCACGCGUUUCAGGUGCUGAACUCCUCCCGCGUGUCGCAGUCGCGGGCGCAGGAGAUGAUCUCCCAGCUCAGAUCCUUCCUCAGAAGAUAG
Molecule: messenger RNA, 1026 nt
Organism: Spirodela intermedia
Lineage: Eukaryota; Viridiplantae; Streptophyta; Magnoliopsida; Alismatales; Araceae
Source: the annotation of a GenBank genome assembly